This is a messenger RNA of Seminavis robusta, 611 nucleotides long. NCBI's taxonomy places the organism in Eukaryota, Bacillariophyta, Bacillariophyceae, Naviculales, Naviculaceae. The record is from the annotation of a GenBank genome assembly.
CAGGCACAAUAGAGGCAUUUGCUCUCAAAGACGCUAAUACCGGUAUCCACAUCGAACCCACUUUAUCUUCUCACAAUUUUCAAAGCUCACAAGAGUCAAUCAACAAAACCAAAAACUACAAUGUGUGCACCAACAUCUAUUCCAGCCACCCCAACACCACUCCCCACCAUGGCGACCACCAAGUCUCGCAAGAGUGUCUCCUUUUCCACUGACGAAGUGGUGGUGGUGACAGUGGAACGAUUGGAUCUUGCCUUUUACUCUGCCGUUGACUUUGCUCGAUUCCGCGAAGAGAUUCUCGAUGAACGGGAAUUCAAAGAGAGGUAUGCCAAGAAGCAACACGAAGCCAGACGUCAACGAGGCUACAGCAUGAUGGGAGCCAAGAGACUCCAGCGCAACCGCGAAGGACGACACUCCAAGCAGUCUAUUCACACUAUGCGAAAUCAUGCACAGCAAAAGGUCCAAUAAGUCUAUUUGGGUCUCGAACGGUACUCAGAGCUGCUACCAACCACAGCUCUCAGUUACAAUGUACAAUACGCAUAGCCAUGCAUGAUCCUGCUACCAUACAAUAGAAUGUAAAUAAACGAAAUAAAAAGGAUAGAAUCAAAGCAAUC